Humulus lupulus (European hop) is the source of this 1594-nucleotide messenger RNA. RefSeq lists its product as uncharacterized. The transcript is spliced from 5 exons. The coding region runs from base 419 to 1288 and encodes 289 amino acids. Gene Ontology annotation, molecular function: ubiquitin binding. NCBI's taxonomy places the organism in Eukaryota, Viridiplantae, Streptophyta, Magnoliopsida, Rosales, Cannabaceae. The record is from RefSeq and is a predicted model, not a curated record.
CGGAUCUUUAAAACGGUGACGUUCUUAAUUCCCAGCACGGACCCAAAAAAUGGCGAAUGCGCCUCUCUCGUUUCUCAGACACGGAUACCGAUCAAAUCCCUCCUUUUCCCCAAAUUGAAUGGAGCCAUAAUUUAAGUUUGCCUUGCAUCGGAGGAAAAUCCUCUGCAAUCUAAUCAUUUAUUUCGAAACGAGAGAUAGAUUCGAGCCCUAAUUUCGAUCGAUUUGGGAGAGAAUUUUCGAUUGUUGGAUCUGAACUGGAACUUUGUUUUCUAUAUCACGAUUCUAGGGUUUGCUUUUUGUAAUUUUGGGGGCGCGCUGUAUGAGCAGCACGUCAAGAGUUUGGGGUGCGGAUCGAUCGCGGUGCAAGGAGUAGAGAGGAUUGGGGGGAGAAGAAGCCACCGAUCGACGGAGGCGAAACAUGUCUGCCAUAGUGUGUGGGAAGAGAUCCAUUUUUGAAGAAUUGCCCUCUACGCCUUCAGUUUCUAAGAGAAUCAGAUUUUCUUCUUCAACCUCACCUUCGUCUUCACCUGCCCGGCACUCUCCUCCGAAAUCUUUUCCCGUUUCAGUCUCAGCCUCCUCCAACCAAUACCCCUUUGGAACUCCCUCGCAAUCCUUUCAAUUUAUUGAUUGUCUAUUGGGACUUUUCCCGGAUAUGGACCCCCAGGUUCUGGAGAGAGCAGUUGAAGAAUGUGGAGAUGAUUUGGAUUCAGCUAUUAAAAGUUUGAAUGAGUUACGAUUAGGAUCUGCUUCCCAAAAUUUAGGUUCUGCUGCAGGCACAUCAGAUGUAGCAGUAGCAGCAGAAGGAAAUGUUCAACUCCAAUCACAAGUGACAACAAAUGGAGAGGUUCCAAUUGGGGAGGAAAAUCUUCCAAAGGAUGGUGCAGAUUGGGUGGAGCUUUUUGUUAGAGAGAUGAUGACUGCAUCUGACAUGGAUGAUGCCAAAGCUCGUGCAUCUAGAGUGCUUGAGGUUUUGGAGAAAUCCAUCUAUACACGUGCAAGUGCAGAUGUGGUCCAAACCGUCCACCAGGAAAAUAUUGUGCUGAAGGAACAAGUAGGUGCACUUAUUCAGGAAAACGCAAUUCUUAAGCGAGCUGUGUCUAUUCAGCACGAUCGUCACAAAGAAUUUGAAAACAAGAACCAAGAGUUGCAGCAAUUAAAACAACUGGUGUCCCAGUACCAAGAGCAAUUGAGAACACUGGAGGUCAACAACUACGCCCUAACAAUGCACCUCAAGCAGGCUCAGCAAGGCAGCUCCAUUCCAGGGCGAUUUCACCCCGAUGUUUUCUGAUGUGCUUGGAAAUUGAUUCCUUGGGUAGAUAAGCAGGUUGUGCUACUAAUCAGAAGGCACCCAAAGCCCUCAACUGUUGUGUUCCUGUCGUUUGGGGGCCAUAGCCUUCUGGUGGAGUGCCCUUUUUAUGCGGCCUAGCUAAGCAGAACCAAAUACACAAAAAGUUGCAUAUGAACACUAUUAAUUUGUCCCCCUUUUCUCGAUCUUUGAUUAUAUUAUUGUAAGAGACCUCAAAAGAAAAGAAAAAAAGAAUUUGAUUGUAUUUACAUACAUUAAUAAAUCUUUAUUUAAAAUGGUUUUGGCUUC